Plasmopara halstedii is the source of this 1422-nucleotide messenger RNA. RefSeq names its product ribosomal protein. Gene Ontology annotation, biological process: cytoplasmic translational elongation; mitotic cell cycle. The record is from RefSeq and is a predicted model, not a curated record. Gene Ontology annotation, cellular component: ribosome; DASH complex; cytosolic large ribosomal subunit. Bases 1 to 1422 code for a protein of 473 amino acids. The transcript is spliced from 11 exons. Gene Ontology annotation, molecular function: palmitoyltransferase activity; structural constituent of ribosome. Lineage: Eukaryota; Oomycota; Peronosporomycetes; Peronosporales; Peronosporaceae.
AUGCCAGGUAACAAGAACGAAGAAGUAGCGGCACUCGAGGCACUGCGGGAUUCAUCGGCAGAUCUGGUUUGCUAUUUAGAAAGUAUUAAUCAAAAGUUGAUGCAGAUGAACGAACAAAAUGAGAUGUCAUUGCGCGUACUAGAAAAUUGGUCGAGCGUCAUUGCCAUUUCCAAAAUCAGCUCAUCAUCGACAGUCGCCACGUCGUUAGGAAAAUCUCAAGAAAAAGAACUUCAAGACGUUAUGCGCACUACUGGACUUGACUUGCCCUUCUCGCGAGAUCAAGUCACAAGCUGGGUCAUUGAGCUGAUUUUAAUCGGGAGCUUUAUUUCGUUCGUGACGACAUUAUUGAGUAGGGACAAGUGUCUUGCCAUUCUUCUUCCAAAUGCUCUGUUGGUGACCAUAUUCAUUACUUCAUGGUGCAUCUGCGAAGUGAGGGAUCCUUCAAAGCCUAAACCUACAAGUUUAUUACCCUCUUUAUUAAAAAUCCCGGGCAAGGAAUCACGAUAUUGUGGAUUAUGCAUUAAAAACAGCCCUGGGCUUGACCAUCAUUGCACUUGGUUAAACACCUGUAUUGCAGACAGCAACUAUGAGGCAUUUUACUGGCUCGUGGUGUCAGCAACAUGUCAAACAUCACUUCAGACUGUAAUUGGGAUCCUCAUGUGCACUGUGUGGAAGUCGGAAGUGAUAAGCAAUGCCGCGAUCGGGUGGGAUACAACAGUCAUUACGCUGCUUUGGAUACACAACGAAUGGGUACGUACGACUUCGUCUUGGAAAACGGCUCCGACGGAUUAUGCACCCGCUUGCUUAAGUGUUCCUGUUUUUGUUGCAAGAAGCCACGAAUUGCGAGGCACAGCCAGAAAAGUGCUGAAGACGAAUGUUAAGCCACUUGAUUAUGCGGCAGCAUCAACACAACGAGAAGUGGACAUUUCUAUGCGUAUCAAUGAGAGUGACGACAUUUACGAUGAGAUCGAGUUGAACAGCGAAACGAAACAUUUACCAGAUAGUCGACCCUGGCCACACAGCACAGUAGCGUUGGAGACGUCGUCGGGUAUUUUCCAGCAGAAACUUCUUCUCACCUUAAACAAGAUGCGUCACGUUGCUGCUUUACUGUUAUGUGUGCUUGGUGGUAAUGCGACCCCUACUGUGGCUGACCUUGAGAAGGUUGUGAAGUCAUUUGGCGGUGAAUUCGACAAGGAACAGGCCGAAAAGCUUCUAAAGGAGCUCGAGGGCAAGAACAUCGAAGAAGUGAUUGAGGCUGGCAAAGCUAAGCUUGCUACCGUUUCGGUUGGUGCUGCCCCUGCUGCCAGCGGUGCUGGUGCUGCUGCUGCCCCUGCCAAGGUGGAGGAGAAAGUUGUCGAGGAGGAAGAAGAAGUCGACAUGGGUGGAGGCAUGGAUAUGUUUGGCGGAGACGAGGACUACUAG